AUGCCUUACCCCGAUGAAGCCGAAGGUUUCCAGGUGGAUGGACCUGAUACCUUCACUAAAUUCCAGAAGAGAUUCUUCAAAUUGAAGCCUUUCGGUGACCAUGAUGUGGAUAUUAAAAUUGAGGCAUGUGGUGUUUGUGGAAGUGAUGUUCACACCAUCAGUGGUGGAUGGGGAGAGCAGAAAUUUCCUCUCUGCGUUGGACACGAGAUCAUCGGUCGUGCAAUUCGUGUCGGACCAAAAGUCACACUAGUCAAAGAAGGCCAACGCGUCGGCGUCGGCGCCCAAUCCUACUCCUGCGGCGAAUGCAAACAAUGCCUCAACGAUAAUGAAACCUAUUGCCCCAUCCAGAUAAUGGAUACAUACGGUUCCGUCUGGCCAGAGACAGGCAUCACAAGCCAGGGCGGAUACUCAUCUCACGUCCGUACCCACGAACACUGGGUCUUCCCCAUUCCCGACGCUCUAGAAACCAACGCCGUGGCACCUAUGCUAUGCGCCGGACUCACAGCCUACUCGCCGCUUGUGCGUAAUGGCGCUGGACCCGGAAAGAAAGUCGGUAUCGUGGGACUGGGAGGUAUCGGGCAUUUUGGAAUUAUGUUCGCUAAGGCACUCGGUGCCGAGGUGUGGGCUAUUUCACGAUCCAGGGCGAAGGAGGCUGAUGCAUUGAAGCUCGGUGCUGAUGGGUAUAUUGCUACUGCUGAGGAGGGGUGGGAGGUACCUCAUCGGUUCUCGUUUGAUUUGAUCGUGAAUUGUGCCAAUUCGUCGGAGGGAUUCGAUCUCGCGAGAUACUUGACUAUGAUGGAUGUUCAUGGGCGCUGGAUUAGUGUUGGGUUGCCCGAGGAGGAGGGGCAGCUUAUCAAGGCUCAGAACUUGAUUGCUAAUGGUGUGCUUAUUGGGGCUAGCCAUUUGGGUAGUCGGAAAGAAAUGCUGGAUAUGCUUCAGUUGGCUGCGGAUAAGGGUCUUAAGGGGUGGGUUGAGGAGAUUGCUAUUGGGGAGGAAGGGUUGAAAGAGGCUAUGUUGCGGAUGAAGAAGGGUGAUGUGCAUUAUCGGUUUACUUUGACUGGGUAUGAGAAGGUGUUUGAGUAA
Penicillium angulare is the source of this 1083-nucleotide messenger RNA. Its product is annotated as NAD(P)-dependent alcohol dehydrogenase. Gene Ontology annotation, biological process: alcohol metabolic process. The transcript has 5 exons. NCBI's taxonomy places the organism in Eukaryota, Fungi, Ascomycota, Eurotiomycetes, Eurotiales, Aspergillaceae. The record is from RefSeq and is a predicted model, not a curated record. The coding region runs from base 1 to 1083 and encodes 360 amino acids. Gene Ontology annotation, molecular function: alcohol dehydrogenase (NADP+) activity; zinc ion binding.